CACCAAUUCAGAAUCGCAAAAAUGUAGUAAACAACAUCAGAAUCAGAUAACAACAAACCAAAAACCAGUGGCCACAAUGCUCGCACUGUGUAGCCUAUGCCAACAUGCCAUGAAACAUCAUCAACAACAACUCAGCUUCGUCUUCACACACUCACACUUACUUCAAUGAUCACUGCUUGCAGAGCUUCUUCUUCAAGAGCUAACCCACUUUCUCUACGCUCUUCCCUACAUUCCAAACCAUCAUUUUUAUCUUUGAGUCUCUUUUUCCCUCGCCACUUUCACAAGAGCAUUGCUCUCUCCUCAACAACACAGUGCAAACCCAGAAGCCAUUUGGGUGGAAAUUUGAAUAAUGGGCUAGAAGAAGAUGGUGACCGUGAGGUUCACUGUGAGCUUCAAGUGGUUUCUUGGAGAGAACGGAGAGUUAAGGCUGAGAUUUCUAUCAAUGCUGAUAUUAACUCUGUUUGGAAUGCUUUAACUGAUUAUGAACAUCUAGCUGAUUUCAUACCAAAUCUUGUUUGGAGUGGGCGUAUUCCUUGCCCAUUUCCUGGAAGGAUAUGGUUAGAGCAAAGAGGAUUUCAAAGGGCAAUGUAUUGGCACAUUGAAGCUCGUGUUGUUUUGGAUCUUCAAGAAUUACUCAAUUCUGAAUGGGAUCGAGAACUUCAUUUUUCAAUGGUUGAUGGAGACUUUAAGAAGUUUGAGGGAAAAUGGUCUGUAAAAUCUGGAACAAGGUCAUCGUCAACAAAUUUAUCUUAUGAGGUUAAUGUGAUACCAAGAUUCAAUUUCCCAGCUAUUUUCUUGGAAAGGAUUGUCAGAUCGGAUCUUCCUGUGAAUCUCCGAGCCUUAGCAUAUAGAGUUGAAAGGAAUCUUUUGGGGAAUCAGAAACUUCCCCAGCCAGAAGACGACUUGCAUAAAACUUCUUUGGUUGUUAAUGGAUCUUCUGUCAAAAAGAUAAAUGGUUCUUUAUGUGAAACCGACAAAUUGGCACCUGGUCAGGAUAAAGAAGGUUUGGACACUUCAAUUUCCGGUUCAUUGCCUGCGUCUUCCAGUGAGUUAAACAGCAAUUGGGGUAUAUUUGGAAAAGUUUGUAGCCUUGACAAGCCUUGUGUUGUAGAUGAAGUUCAUCUCCGCAGAUUUGAUGGACUUUUGGAAAAUGGAGGUGUUCAUCGUUGUGUCGUUGCAAGCAUAACAGUCAAAGCUCCUGUUCGUGAUGUAUGGAAUGUUAUGUCUUCGUAUGAGACUCUUCCUGAGAUAGUUCCAAAUUUAGCAAUCAGUAAGAUUUUAUCACGAGAUAACAAUAAAGUCCGCAUUCUUCAGGAAGGGUGUAAAGGCCUGCUUUAUAUGGUGCUUCAUGCUCGUGUUGUGUUAGAUUUGUGUGAACAGCUAGAACAAGAGAUUAGUUUUGAACAGGCUGAAGGUGACUUCGACUCAUUCCAUGGAAAAUGGACUUUUGAGCAACUAGGAAAUCAUCACACACUGCUAAAGUACUCUGUGGACUCAAAAAUGCGCAGAGAUACGUUCCUUUCUGAAGCUAUCAUGGAAGAGGUCAUUUAUGAAGAUCUGCCAUCAAACUUGUGUGCAAUAAGAGACUACGUUGAGAACCAGAAAGCAUCACAAUUUUUGGAAGUUUGUGAGCAAAAUACGAAUUCAGGACAACAAAUUAUAUUAUCUGGCUCUGGAGAUGAUAACAACUCUAGUUCAGCUGAUGAUAUUUCUGAUUGUAAUGUUCAAAGCUCAUCUAAUCAAAGGUCAAGAGUUCCGGGACUACAGAGGGAUAUUGAAGUCCUAAAAUCUGAACUCCUGAAAUUUGUUGCUGAAUAUGGUCAGGAAGGGUUUAUGCCAAUGAGGAAGCAGCUUCGGCUGCAUGGAAGAGUGGAUAUUGAGAAGGCUAUAACUCGCAUGGGUGGAUUCAGAAAGAUUGCAACCAUAAUGAACCUCUCUCUAGCUUACAAAUACCGCAAACCAAAGGGUUACUGGGACAAUCUUGAAAAUUUGCAGGACGAGAUAAGUAGAUUUCAGAGGUGCUGGGGGAUGGACCCAUCAUUUAUGCCCAGUAGAAAGUCAUUUGAACGAGUUGGCCGCUUUGAUAUUGCACGAGCGCUAGAAAAGUGGGGUGGACUUCAUGAGGUUUCUCGCCUUCUAUCUCUCAAGGCAAGGAGAAAAAGAACCAGACAGGACAACAACCUUGGCAAGGAUAAGAAAAAUGAUCACAGAGAAUCAGCAGAUGUAGAUAGUGAGAUCAAUGCAGCAUCUAGACCUUAUAUUUCUCAAGACACACACAAGUGGCAUACAGAACUAAAAGAGUUGGACAUAAAUUGGGUUGAGUAAAGAUAGUAUAAAUAUAUUUAUACAUUGGCUUAAGUACAACUAUGUGUUGAUGGUAACAUGAUUCUCCUGACGGUGUUCUGCCGGUAACAAGUUGCAGGUUCAUUUGGCAGUAUACAUGUAAAUUUGCUAUUGUCUAUAAUUUUGCGUUGAGCACCCUUCAAUGGCAAAAUAUGGCUGCUGGUGGGUAUAAUUUUUAAUAUAUACUGAUGCCAUGUACUUAUUGGUAAAUUUUCUUCCUUUCACUUGGCGCAUUUUGGACAGAGAGAAACUAUAAUCAUGAUAAGGGGAAACGAAAGAUUAUUUCAUAAAUGAGCAAAAAAAAAGGGAAGGUGAAUGAAAGAUCAUUAUUGCUAUGACAGUUUGCGUGGACUUGCAUGUUCCUAUAAUCCCACAACUGAAAUUGUAUGACUCGCUUGUAAAACAUAAAACAUUGCUUCAGGAAUGUGUAUGAGGAAUAUUGUUGAAUUAUAAACUUA
Molecule: messenger RNA, 2801 nt
Organism: Medicago truncatula (barrel medic)
Lineage: Eukaryota; Viridiplantae; Streptophyta; Magnoliopsida; Fabales; Fabaceae
Exons: 10
Coding region: 97-2325 (742 amino acids)
Biological process (GO): regulation of photosynthesis, light reaction
Source: RefSeq, a predicted model, not a curated record